UCGACGCGACCUGGUCACUCCACCAUCAACACUCAAUCUCAUCUUCUCUCAACACCACUCCCAUUGUGGCUCAUCUUCAACCAAACACCUGGAUCAACACACAUUAUCACAAUGUAUCCCUUUCUCCCUUGGAGUCAGAACCAAUCGAGUGUGCGCUCCUCUUUGAGUGAGGCCACCACCAGCACCCAGAAUGUCUCUUUCAGCUUCAGCUUUGGCAGCUCCUGCUCCGCCACGUCGAUGCCGCCUCCUCCACCUCCUUCCCCCACCGACUCGCUCCUCGACAUCACUCCGCGCAAGUGCUCCUUCUCCAGUGGCUAUGAGAUGAACAACUCGUGCGCAUUCCCAUCCUGGCCCAACCGACCGUCUCUGUUGAGCGCCGAUUCGGAGGGUUCCACCGCUAGCGCCUACCUCUCUGACGAAGAUCUCCUCCCCAUGGGGUCGGGAGCCCCCUCGGAGAGCGCCAUUGACGAAGAAUCCGCGGCCCAGGACCCCACCAUGGGCGACGGUGACUUGACGACCGAGCAGCAGAUCCAGAUGAUUCGCGCCGCAGCGGAAGAAGAGGCGCAGCGCGCGCGUUUCCUGGCUCAGGUGCAGGCUCAUGCCAGAGCGCAGCAGGCCAUGCGGGUUGCACAGCUGGCCGCGGCAGAGCGCGAGAACGCAAAGCGCAAGAAGCGCAAGGCCGUCCCCGACAGGAAACGUCGGACCGCCUCAGCUUCUAAGGCCACGGCCUGCCGCGCUUAAGGGCCCGCAGCGCCGUGUCAUUUCCUAUUGUAACACCAGCACGUCAAACGCAUCGUUUCGCGCAUGUCAUGAUACCCCACGGCUUUCGUCACCCCACGCCGCCCAUUUGGUCUGUUUUGCCGGAGAUUAGGG
This is a messenger RNA of Aspergillus ibericus CBS 121593, 873 nucleotides long. RefSeq lists its product as uncharacterized. The transcript has a single exon. NCBI's taxonomy places the organism in Eukaryota, Fungi, Ascomycota, Eurotiomycetes, Eurotiales, Aspergillaceae. The record is from RefSeq and is a predicted model, not a curated record. Bases 112 to 741 code for a protein of 209 amino acids.